AUGGCAAUUUGGAAACGGUUGAAGGCGCCGUAUACGGGACAAUUCGACCCCACACAUAGAUUCGAAACAUCUUGGAUCCUCCCUCCUGGCGUCCUGUUUGGAAUUCGCGCGCUGCUGUCACUAUACGCAUUCGUCACGUUGUUCACCAUCUUUGGCUGGAACGGCACCCAUGGCAGAGCAGAGGACUCGCAGCGAUCGUUCUCGUACUUCACCCACCUGACGUAUUGGGGUCUAGCUUUCUACUACGCAUUCAGCGCCGCGCAUACUGGCAGCUAUUGGCUCACCGGGACACCGUUUCUUGCACGAUGGCCGAAAUGGCUCCAGGUAGCUCAUAGCAUAUUCUACUCCACUGUCGUCAUCUACCCGUGGAUCGUUACAGCUGUUUACUGGGGUAUCCUCGCCGCUGAUGGAUUCCCGACAACCUUCUCACUCUGGUCCAACACAUCUCAACACGCGCUCAAUUCAGCAUACGCAUUCUUCGAGAUCUUUUUCCCACGAACUGAACCAAUUCCUUUUCUCAGCCUCAUCCCAGUCAUCAUUCUGCUUGCCUUGUAUCUUGCUCUGGCUUACGUUACAUUUUACACGCAAGGCUUUUACACCUACGGCUUUCUCGACCUGCGCAACAACUCUUCAGGUGUGGUGGCUGCCUACAUCAUUGGCAUCCUUGUGGCAGCUAUUGUCAUUUUUCUUAUCGUCAGGUAUCUCAUUUGGUUACGUGUCUGGGUGACAGAGAAAAAGAUGGGCAAGACUGGGAAGUUCUCCAGUCGUGGUACCGUCAGAAUAACAGACAAGGAGGCCGAAAAGGGGCUACCCAUGCACGACGUUAGCGCGAUGUAG
This is a messenger RNA of Didymella exigua CBS 183.55, 837 nucleotides long. RefSeq lists its product as uncharacterized. The transcript has 2 exons. The coding region runs from base 1 to 837 and encodes 278 amino acids. Gene Ontology annotation, cellular component: membrane. The record is from RefSeq and is a predicted model, not a curated record. Lineage: Eukaryota; Fungi; Ascomycota; Dothideomycetes; Pleosporales; Didymellaceae.